Molecule: messenger RNA, 3797 nt
Organism: Rhipicephalus microplus (southern cattle tick)
Lineage: Eukaryota; Metazoa; Arthropoda; Arachnida; Ixodida; Ixodidae
Gene: MED24
Product: mediator complex subunit 24
Biological process (GO): positive regulation of transcription initiation by RNA polymerase II
Cellular component (GO): mediator complex
Molecular function (GO): transcription coregulator activity
Source: RefSeq, a predicted model, not a curated record
GAUGGCGCGCUGAAGUGUUGUUGAUGUUCCAGGUGCGCAGUGCAAAUCUAGCUUUGUCUUUAUUCUGAAGGUCGGCUCAUUUGCAUAAACACGACGCGUGUGCGGUUUCCAAUGUAACGGCUAUCUCGGUGCCCGAGAUAAAUGUAUUAGAUACUCGUAGUGGCAGCGUGACUCGAGUGCGAGCUUGCGGUACCGGUCACCAGCUGGCUUCACCAUGGACACGAGCAAGACUAGCAGCAUUAAAUCGCUGCUUCUUCAGGCAUGGAGAGAGAGGUGGACCGAUGUGAGAUGGGGCAUCAACAUCAAGAAUGUUCUUCCGCGUGGCGUCAGCGGCGACGUGUACGACCUCGCAGACUGCAUUCUGCAAGAAGCGUUGGUAGGUCCCGGGCCCAACAAUCUCUUCUUGUCCUACCUCACGCACUGCUUGAGCGCCCAAGUGGUGUCCUACGGAGCGGUGCUGUCGAGCAUUGGCCGAUUUCAGUCGUUUUUUAAACCUCCGUGCAUUUUGAGCCUGCUUCAGCUGCUGUACAGCAUACAAGCCAAGAUAACCUGCCACGGCAACGAAGAGGAAUGCAUCGCCUUGUGUAAGGCCAUAGUGGGCGUCACUCACUGGCUGUACCUGUGCAUGUGCCACUCGAUCGGCAAGAUCGUUGAGCUGAAGCAGAGCGCAGAGCACGGGCUCAUCUUGGAAAAGGCCUACGAGUCGCUUUCCUUCUUCAGCGAGUCGACGUUUCUUAAGGCGCUCUUGUACAUCGGCAAGCACGAAGAGCCCGCCGUGUACGCGCAGCUCGUGCAAAAGCAGCAGGAACUGGAAACCAAGUUGAGCCAAUCGCAGGGCUUCAGCAUACCCAAAGACACGCUGGAAGGAGCGUUGAACUUGGUCCGCCUCGUGGACGACAUGCCCAAGAUAUCGGCGUCCUCCUGCGUCAGUGGCCGCGUGCCCAAGCAGCCUCUAGUGUGCAGCCUCAACGCCAACGUAGCGAUAGAGGCGGUGCUGAAUCCUGCCAGCGACAUUCAGAGCACUGUCGACCAUCUACUGCUCAUGAAGAAGCUUCUGAACCUCACUUCGGCAGAGCUGUACUGCGAGAUAAUUAGAGCUGGCUUCAUGGGGCUGGCCAACAGUAGCAGCGAAGACUUGAAGUGGGCUGCUUUCACAUUUCUUAAGGUCCCGCAGCUGCUGUUGAAGAUACACAGUGCUCGAAAGGAUGAUAGACAGUGGGAGGAGGAGCUGGAAGCUGGUCUGAUGCAGCUGUUGAAUUACUCUCCAUUGCUUGAUCUUACCGACUCAAAGUGUCACUGCGAUUGCUUACAAUAUCUUUUGAACGAGCUUCAAAAAGUUGAGCUGUUGACUGAAACACAGGCAAAGGCACUUGUGCAUCGUAGACAGACGAACACGCAAAAGCAGAACCUACCACGACCUGAUCAGCAGACAUCCCAAGCAUUGAUUCUUCGUGCCGAGCCCACGGUCACUAGUAUCCUUAAAACACUGGAUUCGGACUAUUCAAAGAACCAAGAUGGUCUGCUGGGCAUUCUGUGUCACAUUAUAUCGGGGAAGAGCUUUGAGCUUAUCCUUUCUGCUGCUGCAGCUACUGGGAAGUUGAGCAGUUUUGUGAAAAAGCUGAUAAAAUUCAAUGAAUAUAACAAACAGGUUAGCGGAGAAGCUACUAAGAAUGCACAAACAAGGGCACUGUUAUUUGACAUAACUUUCUUGAUGCUGUGUCACAUUGCACAACAUUAUGGUAUCCAUUCAGUGACCUUUAACGAAGAGACAAAGGACUCUUUCUUUGCGGCAUGGGUGCCAGAAUGCCUUGCCGAAGGUGGAAGGUACAACUGUCCAGAUAAAAUGUUAGCUGGAUGUGAUCCUGCUAAAGUUGACUUGGUGUUGGAGCAGUUCAUGAGCAACAGCUCAGACUUCAAGAACAGCCAGGCUAAGUGGCACGAAGUGUGUGUUAAUGUGCCUAUGGCAAUCAAGGAGAUAUUGAUAGCGUGGGAGCAUGGUGCGAUCUCAACUGACACUGUAAAAAUGAUUUUAGACAAUGUUAAAAGCCGCAUGUGCUGCCUUCCCGUGUGCGUAUCUGUUUGGCUGUGCAGCUACAUUACUGUCUUGCAUCACGAAGAACGGUUAAAGCCGAUGAACAUGCUUCAGCAGUUUAUGACACCGCUUACUAGCGAAAAUGCUGCGAGCACGGAGCCAGGUAGUGAGCGCUCAGGUGCGCAGGAGCAGUCCCUCCAACAAAACCCCUCAUACAAGGAGCGCUCAACACUUAUGUCGAAUAUUAUUAAGAAAAUGAUGUACGAUUUGCACCCUCCCCAACACAUUCAAGUGCUAUCACAUAGCCUGACAGUCAAGACUCCCUUGUGGAAAGUCAUGGAGGAUGUGUUUAGUGCGGCUCGUAAAAAGGGCUGGAUUGAUUUGCGAGCUAUUCAGAGCUUGGACACGCUUAUGUGCGUUGGCGGUCCCCAGUGGUUCAGUGACACUUUAGUGAGACAGGCACUGAAGCAUGACCACCUUGAAGACCUGCAUCGUGCCAUUGACCUUUCUUUCGGCCUAUUUCACAUCGACAUUGAGCAGUGUGCACUUGCUCUCCUCACUCAAGUGCUCCCAAACUACCUCCUCUGGGAAACACGACAAGACUUUCUCACCGAGCCGAGAGGCUCUGCCUUGGCAAGGCUUGUGGUUCUCAGCACGUUUGCUGCGCUGCAGGCCCGAACAAACUCACCGACCUUGGGCAUGCAGAGAGGCGGCCGCAAACGCCCGUACUGGGACAUGGAACUCGAAGAGGCCAUGGAUGAAUCAAAGAGAAUGCGUCCCAGCAAGAUAAGGCGAGGCCUCAAUGACUCGGAGCUUCUGGACGACACUCCGUUUGCACUCCAGUGCCACUCCGAAGAAAACUACCGCUCACUGGACCCUCUCAGCAAGGCAGUGGCCGACACGAUGAGGCUGUUAAUGGCUAUUGCCUCGGACUCAGUUAUCAGCCAGCGAUCAGUGUUCCCACUCCUUCUGUUUGAACAGAUUGUGCUCUGCGCAGGUGAAGAGGCACACCGUGUUCUCCAGUUUGCCCCAUUGGGCCUCGUGCCGCAGCUGGUGCGGAGCAUGCCCCUUUUAAUGUCCCACCAACUGAUUCUAGCCCUGAGCAGUUUGCAGACAUCUAGGGCACGCAAGGUGACUGCCAGGGCCACCUGCCAGUUGCAGAUAGCGCGGUCCCUGAGCAGCACUCACUUAACUUAACAGAAACUUGGAACUCAUAGCUGCAUCGGUCACCCAAGUAUGGCAUGCCGAAGGCCCAGAGUACACAGUUUGAGCUGUAUUCGUCUGUCUUCUUUGCUAUGCUAAGUUGGAAACUGUAAAAUGCUGAUGAAUUGGCAAAUGUAAAAAUGAAACCAUGCAGUGUUUGUCCUGGUUAAAUGAAUGCAGGUGCACUUGGAUCGUCAAUGUGUUGCGAAAAUUACCUACUAUUAGCAUCACCAAAGUGUAGCUCAAUAUGUAUAUGAUGAGCUACCGUUCCUCUUUUGAGUUAGUUGCACUAAUAGGUCAGAAAUUUAAGCAGGGUUACAUGGUGCAUUGCAAUCAAUGUGCAACAUAGUGGCAGAAAAUAAUGACACGUAAACUAUGUGGUUUAAUAUUGCUAAGGUGUGAAUGACGGAGUCGUUUCAUGUAUGUUUUCCCUCAAGAAUGUGAAAAUUUUUGUCUUUGCUCGUACAAGUUUAGACAAUAACAAAGGCGUUGUUUCUUCAAUGAAACAAUGUAAUGGAACCUCGUACAUAUAAAUGAAUAAAAUACCCUUUCUGGUUUUUAG